Messenger RNA from Acytostelium subglobosum LB1, 1725 nucleotides. RefSeq lists its product as hypothetical. The record is from RefSeq and is a predicted model, not a curated record. The transcript has 7 exons. Lineage: Eukaryota; Evosea; Eumycetozoa; Acytosteliales; Acytosteliaceae. The coding region runs from base 1 to 1725 and encodes 574 amino acids.
AUGUCAACAUUCUCUCUACCCUACUUGGUGCACUUCUCAUUCAAUCAAACAGCUCAGCCACUAAAUCAAAACAUCAAUCUUGUCAACCUUCUCUCAGUCCAGAAGUCUUUAGCUUAUCUCCAGAUAAUGAAUGAUCCAUCAGUGAUUGCAGUUCCAUCAUCAUUUUCCUCACCCAAUCUUACUCUGGUUAACCUUGGAAAUUGUCCAAUCACAUCUGUUCCAGUGUCAUUGUUUAACUCCAAUCUAACUGACUUUUCAAUCCAGACACCAAUAACAUUGGAGGUGAACAAUGUGACUUAUAACAACUUGUCAACUGCAUCAAUUACAUUGACACCUGGUGAAUAUAAGAUUGAUGGUUCCAACUUCCCAAAGCUUGACAACUUGGUCAUAAACACCAUCCGUGGAAACUAUACCCUCAUCUUUGACUCAACAUCCAUCACUUCAUUGAAGGUGGAUGGAGAGGGAAACAAGUUCAUCACAUUCCUAAACUCAACAAGUUACAAGAAAGUUGAUAUAGUACCAAUCAAUAUCAAGCAUAUUUAUCCAAUUGUGUUUGCCGCUGGCAUCAAUGGAAGUGAUGAGAUCAAGUUCAACAAUGUAAAGGAUGCUCCGUAUAAGUUUGUGUUCAAGGGAUAUUAUGGAGGUAAUCCAGUUAAUGCUACAAAGGUAUUGGUAUUCAACGAGCCAUGUUCAAUUAUCUCUGUCAACUCCAAUGAGAUAAUAUGUUCCAUGUCAGCAGACUUCCGUACACCAAACAUCGUAGCCUCAGUAUUCAUCCAAGUUGGAAGCUUCCAAUACCUCUCAACACGUCUAAUCUAUAUCUAUAAUGGAGCUGAUACAUCAUUGAUGUCAUGUCAUGAUAAUGGAGAGUAUGAUGAAGUGAAGAGGGAAUGUGCUUGUGAUGAUGGAUAUGGUGGAGAUAGAUGUGACUCUCCUCCUGUUGGUAGUGGAGUACAAGUCAAUCAUAUGAAUGUAUCUACAUUGUUAUCAUUCCAGACAAGGACAGAGUUGUUUGGUAUAUCAAUGGUCACCAUCAAAGAGAUGAAUCAGUACCAGGAAGUAGUACGUAUAGUACAUCCAAUCUGGAUAACAGACGCUGGCAACCCAUACUUGGUCAACGUCUACACGAACGACACCGUCCAACAGAGGAUUGGCAAUGUGAUCAUCGUGCCAACAUCGACCAACAGUUCAGACGCAGACUCGUCCAUCAACUCUGUCUUCAACUACGAGUUCAACUUGUUUGAUUACACGUAUCAAUCAACUUUGAACACGCUGUCUGUUGACUACGAGCUGUCCACGUCGUCCUCUGCUGAGAGGGACUGCGACCGAUUCGUGUACAAGGACAACAGGUUCUUGGGAAGUGGUCCCGAGUACGUGCGCAUUGCACAGGGUCGCUCGGCACUCCACGUCAACCUGUCUGGUGGCCUGUACUCAACUGUUGCCUACACCUACGCCAUCAAGUCAAUGACAUCGGACAGCUACAACACUACCGUGUUCACAAUCCAAUACCCUUACUGCAACUAUUGUAAGAUGACCAUGCAGCUCAGUGUCACCGACUCGCCAUUCGCCAAUGCCUGUCAAUCCUUCUCCUCCAUCAAAGAUUGGUCACUCUUCAUCUUCGUCCCACUUGCAUGUCUCGCCGUCAUCAUCGUCCUAAUCGUCCUCCUCUACGUCUACCGCUACAAGUUAUUCCCCAACAAUGACAAGUUCUUUGACUUUGAGUGA